Messenger RNA from Sebastes umbrosus (honeycomb rockfish), 2427 nucleotides. RefSeq names its product zinc finger protein 2 homolog. Lineage: Eukaryota; Metazoa; Chordata; Actinopteri; Perciformes; Sebastidae. The transcript has 2 exons. Gene Ontology annotation, cellular component: nucleus. The record is from RefSeq and is a predicted model, not a curated record. The coding region runs from base 114 to 2021 and encodes 635 amino acids.
GAGCUUCCAGGAGGAGGAGCGGUGAGACGGCCUGCUGUUAGCGGGGAGACGGAGCUGGAGGAGCGGCUGGAAGAGACUCGAGACACCGCAGCUCGGUUCACUCCUUUGACAACAUGUGUAAAGUCCAAAUGCUGAGAGCGUUGGUGAAGCAGCGACUAACUGCGGCUGCUGAAGAGAUAUGUGGGCUGUUUGAAAGAACGAUAGCAGAGUACGAGGAGGAACUCUCUCGAUCAAAAGAGGAGAACGAGCGACAACAGAAACUACUGGACGCUGUUUUACACCCUCAGUUUCGAACAGAUGUCGACAAAGUUACUGUGAGCAAAGAAGAGGUUCCCCCUGAGCAGCAGGAGUGGAGCUCCAGUCUGGACCAGAAGGACCCAGAGCCUCCACACAUUAAAGAGGAACAGGAGGAUCUCUGGACCAGUCAGGAGGGAGAGCAGCUUCAAGGGCUGGAGGAGGCUGAUAUCGUCAAGUUCCCAUUCUCUCCGGUCCCUGUGAAGAGUGAAGAAGAUGAAGAGAAAUCUCAGUCCUCACAGCUUCAUCAAAGACAAACUGAACAGAUGGAAACAGAAGCUGAUGGAGAGGACUGUGGAGGACCAGAACCAGAUACUGAUGACAAGACUGGAGACUCUUGUGAACCUGACACAAAUGCACAUGAUGAUGAUUUAAAGGGUCAGUCAAGUUUAAACACAUUGAAAAAUAACGGAUGUAAUACUGACAAGAAAUCAUUUCGCUGCUCUGAGUGUGGGAAACGAUUUAGCCAAAACUCAAAUCUGAAAAUACACAUGAGAAUUCACUCAGGAGAGAAACCUUUCAGCUGCUCAGUUUGUGGUAAAAGAUUUAUACAGAAGAUUCAUAUGACACACCACAUGGCAGUUCACACAGGAGAGAAACUAUUCAGCUGCAGUGUUUGUAACAAAAGAUUUGCCUGGCGUCGACAGAUCAAAAAACAUAAAUGUGUUGGUCAUCAGUCCUCACAGCUUCAUCAGAGUCAAACUGAGGAGAACAGAGAGGCAGAGCCUCCAGCCAGCAGCUCAACUGAAAAGAUGGAAACAGAAGCCGAUGGAGAGGACUGUGGAGGACCAGAACCAGCCAGGAACUCAGAUCCAGAUACACAUCAAGAACCAGAUACUGUUGACAAGACUGGAGACUCUUCUGAAGCUGAGACUGAUGACAGUGAUGACUGGAAGGAGACCAGAGAACCUCAGUCAGGUUUAAGCUCUCCGAAUAAUGAUGAAGUUCCUGUCAGUGAUGAUAGAUGUAGUGCUGGUGAGAAACGAUUCAGCUGCUCUGAGUGUGAUAAAAUAUUUGGCCUCAGGGGAAAUCUGAACAGGCACAUGAGAACUCACACAGGAGAAAAACCUUUUAGUUGCUCUGUUUGUAAGAAAUCUUUUGCACGACGUGGAGAUUUACUGUUACACAUGAGAAUCCACACAGGAGAGAAACCUUUCAGCUGCUCACUUUGUACGAAAUCUUUUAGACGGAGUGGAUGUUUACAGACACACAUGAGAAUCCACACGGGAGAGAAACCUUUCAAUUGCUCGGUUUGUGAUAAAAGAUUUUUGCGCAAGACACAUCUGAAGAGACACAUUAAAACUCACACAGGAGAGAAACCUUUCAAUUGCUCAGUGUGUGAUAAAAGAUUUACAAUAAGAGCAAAUAUGACAUACCACAUGGCCGUCCACAGAGGAGAGAAACGAUACAGCUGCAGUAUUUGUGACAAAACAUUUGCCUGGUAUCGACAGGUCAAAACACAUCAAUGUGUUGGUCAUCAGUCCUCACAGACUCAUCAGAGUCAAACUGAGGAGAACAGAGAGGCAGAGCCUCCAGCCAGCAGCUCAACUGAACAGAUUAAAACAGAAGCUGAUGGAGAGGACUGUGGAGGGCCAGAACCAGCCAUGAACUCAGAUCCAGAUAGACAUCCAGAACCAGAUACUGAUGACAAGACUUCACACUGUUCUGCACCAAAGUCUAAAGUCCCUGUAAAUGAUAUCGGAUUAAAUAAUGGUAAGAAACCAUAGAAGGCGGACGGUCAAGCCGCCCCACAUCCAGUACGUCAACCGUGCUGCGUUCAACACAAGUGGGAAUUUCGGAAGCUUGUCAAUGUCCUGUGCUGCAUUUACGAUGCCCCCCCUGUUCUUUUUCAUUUACACAAAUGUUGUCAUGUAUAAAACUAAAUGUCAAAUGAUGCAUAAACAUUUCUCAAUUGUCAGAAAAUUACCCGUGUACCAUUUAUACUGAGUUACCCGUCAUUUUAAUAGAGUAUCUCUGGUUGUAUUAGGUAAUUGUAGGCAAUAUUGAAAACCACUAAACAGGACUACUUUAUAGCAGUAUUUGAUUUUAAUAUGAUUUUUUUCAUCAAUGUGAUGACAUAACUUCAUCUGUAAAGUAUUUUUGCUGGAUUAGCCAAUAAAUUCAUUAACAGUU